AGGGCUAAAGUCAGGAACGCUUUACACGGCAAGUGGAUCCAGCUCAAACAUUCUCCUGGCAGGAGCUGUCUCACAAUCGCACUUGUGGCACAGUCGUUUGGGCCACAUGAGCGAGAAAGGAAUGAAGGUACUAAAGUCGAGAGGACUUUUGCACGAGUUGAAGUCAGUGGACGUGGGUCUCUGCGAGCAAUGCGUGCUUGGAAAGCAGAAGCGAGUGAGCUUCAUAACCACCGGAAGAGCUCCAAAGACAGAAAAACUGGAGCUCGUGCACACUGACUUAUGGGGGCCAGCACCGGUGACAUCUCUUGGAGGAUCGAUGUACUACAUGACGUUCGUCGAUGACUGCACAAGAAAGGUAUGGGUGUACUUUUUGAAAAGAAAAUCCGAAGCCUUUGAUACUUUCAGGAGAUGGAGAGCACUCGUGGAGAAAGAGACAGGUCUGGAAGUGAAAUGUCUCAGAUCCGACAACGGUGGCGAGUACAACAGUGAAGCCAUCAAGGAAUACUGCGUUGAUCAUGGGAUCCAGAUGCAGAAGACG
This is a messenger RNA of Striga hermonthica, 538 nucleotides long. The record is from the annotation of a GenBank genome assembly. Lineage: Eukaryota; Viridiplantae; Streptophyta; Magnoliopsida; Lamiales; Orobanchaceae.